AUGUCGACCCGGAAUCGCUUCCAGGCAGAGGUGCCGAUAUCUUCUCUGCCCAAGUCCUCGUCGUCCUCUUCUACCUCGUCUCCGAACGGCAACAUGAACAGCCUACAGAAAGCGCCAUCGUCACCAUGGUAUCCCACCUUCCUUGAGGCCAUCUUACUGGCCAUCUACCCCUUCACUCUGGUACUCGGUUCCCUGUUCAGCGUCUUGAACAGUACCACGCGCAACACACCCUACAGCGGCGACCUCCAGUCCCACCCUCCAUCCAUCGCUCCCUCAUACUUCGCCCUCAAGUCCAACGUCUUCAACGUCUACUUUGUCAAGAUCGGCUGGGUCUGGAUAACAGGCGCCUUCUUCCUCUUCUGCUUCACCCACAGCUCUCUUGGUCCUCGCUUCCAGCCCACUCUCACAAACCGCCGUAUCCGCGCCAUCAUCCGCUACACUGCUGUGACUGCCGUCUGGUGUGCAGUCACCCAAUGGUUCUUCGGCCCACCCAUCAUCGACCGCGGUUUUAGAUUGACCGGCGGCCAAUGCGAGAUCAUCUACAAGGAUGACCCUAUCAACAACUACAAGCAGAACCAAAUGAGCGACACUAGAGAAAUCUUGACUCAUGCCGCUUGCAAGAUCGCUGGUGGCUCUUGGAGAGGCGGCCACGAUAUCAGUGGCCAUGUCUUCAUUCUCAUUCUUGGUUCUGCUAUGCUCUGGCUCGAGAUCCUCCCUGCCGUUCUCAGAAAUGGAGGCUUGCGCGAGGAUCGUCGUAUCCGUAUGCAUGACGGCGCCGUCAAGACCGCUGCCGUUGAGACAUCUGACAACAAGGGCAAUGUCCAGGUCCCAACCGACUUGGGAUUGGGCGUUAGAGUUGCUCUAUGCAUUGCAGGCCUGAGCUGGUGGAUGUUGCUCAUGACAGCUGCAUACUUCCACACUUGGCUGGAAAAGUUUACUGGCUUCCUUGUUGCUUUCAGCGUCAUCUAUGCUGUCUACUUCGUCCCCAGAGGUGUGCCUGCUGUCAGAGGCAUUUUGGGAAUGCCUGGCGUAUAG
This is a messenger RNA of Aureobasidium musti, 1035 nucleotides long. Lineage: Eukaryota; Fungi; Ascomycota; Dothideomycetes; Dothideales; Saccotheciaceae. The record is from the annotation of a GenBank genome assembly.